Rotaria sordida is the source of this 1257-nucleotide messenger RNA. Lineage: Eukaryota; Metazoa; Rotifera; Eurotatoria; Philodinida; Philodinidae. The record is from the annotation of a GenBank genome assembly.
AUGAAAAGUGAUAAUAAACGUGCACAUAUAAAUCAAUCGAAAUUAUAUCAAUUGAUGAUGUGUGACAAUCUUUCAUUGUACAAAUCAUUUGUUCCAUCAACACCAAUACUUCCCCAAACAGAAUCAACAACAAUGAAUUUACAGUUUUUUCCUGCGUAUGAUGAAGAUAAUGAACAUAGAUCAUGUAUGAGUGUCAAACGAAAACUGUCAGCCUAUGAAGAUAAUAGUUCUUCAAUAACAACAUUGAAUCACAUAUCAACAUCAUUAGAUUGUAAUAAUAGUGAUGAAUCUGAUGAAGAUGAAAAUGAUGAUAAUGAUAAUGAUAAUGAUGAUGAUGAUGAUGAUGAUGGUAGUUCUGGUGAUGAUGAAACCCUAAGUGAUGAUGAAUCACAUCAUGUUAAUUCAUCGAUAACACCUUGUACAAUAAUACAACGACGUCAUAGUGAUACAAUUCAUACAUCUUAUGGUACACCAAUUGUUAAACGUCGUUGCACAUAUUCGUCAAUGCAUGAUGAUGAACAAAAACGUUCUGUACUUGUUGAAUCUUAUAGAAAAUUACGUGGUGUUAAAAAACCAAAAUUACAAGUUAGUUUGUUAAUAUGUAAUUUAAUAAAACGAUUAGAAAAAACAUUUACAAAAACUCCUCCGUUAAGACAACAACAACAACAACAACAACAAGAACAUGUACAGUAUUAUCAACAUCAUCGAACAACUUAUCGUUCAUCAUCGUCAGAUAGUAUUUAUAUGUCUCCAUUAUCAUCAACAUUAGUAAAUGAUGAAAUAGAAACAACAAAUCAACAGUAUUCAUCUUCACAUUCAUCGAAUUAUGAUUCGGAUAAAGUAUUAUUACCAGUCAAUGAUUUACGAUCAACAUCGUCGAUGUAUCAUUCAUCAUCAACUGAUGCAUAUUGGCUUGCUCAAUCAAAUUUUGCAGUACCUGUUGUAUCAAUAUCAGAUGAUGAUGAUGUUGAUGUAUCAUUACAUGGUGGUGGUGAUUAUCUUGAUUUAAGUGACAAUACAUUGUCGUCUUCCUUUUCAUCAUCAUCAUCUUCUUCAUCAAAUGAUUGUUGUUGUUCAUCAACGUCUUCUCCAACAAUAACUAAACUUCUUGUUGAUAAUAAUAAUAACAAUAAUAAUAAUGAUGGUUAUUUUAUUUAUCAUCAUCAUCAUCAUCAUCAUACAUCAUCAACAACAGGACAAACAUUUUUUUAUCCUCAUAAUGGAAAUAAUACCGUUGAUAUAAUAACAACAGCUUGA